Molecule: messenger RNA, 3711 nt
Organism: Melospiza georgiana
Lineage: Eukaryota; Metazoa; Chordata; Aves; Passeriformes; Passerellidae
Gene: TAF6
Product: TATA-box binding protein associated factor 6
Biological process (GO): RNA polymerase II preinitiation complex assembly; transcription initiation at RNA polymerase II promoter
Cellular component (GO): SLIK (SAGA-like) complex; SAGA complex; transcription factor TFIID complex
Molecular function (GO): protein heterodimerization activity; RNA polymerase II general transcription initiation factor activity; transcription coactivator activity
Source: RefSeq, a predicted model, not a curated record
CCUCCAGCUUGCGCAUGCGCGCUGCCACCUCCCCGCCUCCUUUUCCCCGCCUCUUCGCAGGUCCUGGCAGGACCAUAGUGACCCGCAAUCACCGCCACUUCCCACACCUCCAAAAACCCCAGAUUUAGCUUCGUAUCACACUGCUAUAUCGCGAUAAUAUUAUCGCAGCUAUUUAUAGGCAUCUUGAUGCUGAUUCACCCUGUUUUCUUUUACACGAACCCGGCGCCGUCCAGGACCCGCGACGGCGGGAGGCGGGUCCCCAAGAUGGCGGCGGCUCUGAGGGGCGGUGCCAAGAUGGCGCCGGCGGCAGCGGUCUGAGGAGCGGCCGGGGCUGCCCGCGCUCCCCCCGCGGCCCCGCCGGCCUCUUUUGGGGGCUCCCCGCGGCUUCGGGGAGCUCAGGGAGAGCGCGGAGAUGGCGGAGGAGAAGAAGCUGAAGCUGAGCCACACGCUGCUGCCCGCCGAGUCCAUGAAGGUGAUGGCGGAGGCCAUGGGGGUGCCGGGGCUCUCUGAGGAGACGUGUCAGCUGCUGGCGGAGGAGGCGAGCAACCGCCUCAAGGAGGUGGCGCAGGAUUCUCUCAAGUUCAUGCACAUGGGGAAGAGAAGGAAACUCACAACGGCAGACGUGGAUUUUGCCUUGAAAUUGAAAAAUGUGGAGCCGCUGUACGGGUUCCACGCGCAGGAGUUCAUCCCGUUCCGCUUUGCCAGCGGCGGCGGGCGCGAGCUCUAUUUCUACGAGGAGAAGGAGGUGGAUCUGAGCGACAUCAUCAACACCCCCCUGCCCAGGGUGCCCCUCGACGUCUGCCUCAAGGCCCACUGGCUCAGCAUUGAGGGGGUGCAGCCGGCGAUCCCCGAAAACCCCCCGCCAGCCCCCAAGGAGCAGCAGAAGGCCGAGGCCACGGAGCCCCUGAAAUCGGCCAAGCCCGGCCAGGAGGACGAGGGGGGGACCCCAAAACCCAAAGGGCCCGGGGGGGCCGGGGGCGACCCCAAAGGGAAGGAGAAGAAGCCGCUGCUGGAGGGGCCCCCCCUGCGGCUGAAGGCGCGCAGCGUGCACGAGCUGUCGGUGGAGCAGCAGCUCUACUACAAGGAGAUCACCGAGGCCUGCGUGGGCUCCUGCGAGGCCAAACGGGCCGAGGCCCUCCAGAGCAUCGCCACCGACCCCGGGCUGUACCAGAUGCUGCCGCGCUUCAGCACCUUCAUCUCCGAGGGGGUGCGGGUGAACGUGGUGCAGAACAAUCUGGCGCUGCUCAUCUACCUGAUGAGGAUGGUGAAGGCCCUGAUGGACAACCCCACCCUGUACCUGGAGAAAUACCUGCACGAGCUGAUCCCGGCGGUGAUGACGUGCAUCGUCAGCCGCCAGCUGUGCCUGCGCCCAGAUGUUGACAACCACUGGGCGCUGCGGGACUUCGCCGCGCGGCUGGUGGCCCAGGUGUGCAAGAACUUCAGCACCACCACCAACAACAUCCAGUCCCGCAUCACCAAGACCUUCACCAAGAGCUGGGUCGAUGACAAGACGCCCUGGACCACGCGGUACGGAUCCAUCGCGGGGCUGGCGGAGCUGGGACACGACGUGAUCAAGACCCUGAUCCUGCCGCGGCUGCCGGCCGAGGGCGAGCGCGUGCGGAACAUUCUGGAAGGGCCGGUGGUGAGCACCAUCGACCGCAUCGGGGCCGACCACGUGCAGAGCCUGCUGCUGAAGCACUGCGCCCCGGUGCUGGCCAAGGCGCGCCCCCCCCCCGACAGCCCCGAGUGUUACCGCGGCGAUUUCGGGUACCUGGGGGGGCUCCUCUGCUCACACGUGGUGAAGGCGAGAGCGCAGGCGGCGCUGCAGGCCCAGCAGGUCAACAGGACCACGCUGACCAUCACCCAGCCGCGCCCCACGCUGACGCUGUCGCAGGCCCCGCAGGCCCCGGGCGCCGCCCCGCGCCCGCCCAGCAUCAUCAAGGUGCCCAGCGCCAUCGCGCUGCCCGUGCCCGUGCCCGUGCCCACGCUGGCGCCCGGGCGCCCCGGCACCCCCACGCAGCCGUCGCCGCCGCCCCCCCAAGUCAUUGUCAUGUCCUCGGCCAGCAGCGCCGGCCAGCAGGUGAUCACGCUGAGCACGUCGCCCGCGCCCACGGCCACGUCGCCCGUCACCAGCACCGUGCCCAGCGUGCAGCCGCUGGUCAAGCUGGUGUCCCCCGCUGUCCCCAGCAGUGCCACCGCCGCCGCCAGCAGCAGUGCCACCCCCGGCGGUGCCACCACCGCCACCGGCACCGGCAGCAACGUCACCGGCGCCGUGCAGAAAUACAUCGUGGUGUCCCUGCCGCCCGCCGCCGCCGCCGCCGCGGGUGACGCGGCCAAGGGUGGCACCGCCGUCACCGCCAGUGCCACCAACGCCACCAACGCCACCCCGCCGCCCGCGCCGCAGCUGUCCCCGAGUGCCGCCACCACCGGCGGCUCCCCCGGUGCCACCGCCGCCGCCGCCACCAAGGGUGAGGCUGCUGGGGACAGUCCCCAAGGGGCCGGUGGCAGUGCCACCCUCAGGGCCAGCGCGGGGACACAGGAGCCACCGGCGGGGCAGUGACGGCGGUGAGGGCACCGCGGUGGCACCCGGGGACGCCAGAGGGGCACCAAAGUGUCACCACGGGGCACCAAAGUGUCCCCAGAGGGGUCUCAGUGUCACCAAGGGGCACCAGAGGGGUUCCGGUGUCACCAAAGUGUCACCAGAGGUGUCCCCAGAGGGGUCUCAGUGUCACCAAGGGUCACCAGAGGGGUUCCGGUGUCACCAAAGUGUCCCCAGGGUGUCCCCAGUGUCCCUAAAGUGUCCCCAAGGGUCACCAAAGGGGUUCCAGUGUCACCAAAGUGUCACCAGGGUGUCGCCAGUGUCCCUGAAGUGUCCCCAAGGGGCACCAGAGGGGCACCAGAGUGUCACCAAGGGGCACCAGAGUGUCCCCAGAGGGGUCUCAGUGUCACCAAGGGUCACCAGAGGGGUUCCGGUGUCACCAAAGUGUCCCCAGGGUGUCCCCAGUGUCCCUAAAGUGUCCCCAAGGGUCACCAAAGGGGUUCCAGUGUCACCAAAGUGUCACCAGGGUGUCGCCAGUGUCCCUGAAGUGUCCCCAAGGGGCACCAGAGGGGCACCAGAGUGUCACCAAGGGGCACCAGAGUGUCCCCAGAGGGGUCUCAGUGUCACCAAGGGGCACCAGAGGGGUUCCAGUGUCACCAAAGUGUCCCCAGCGUCCCUAAAGUGUCCCCAAGGGUCACCAGAGGGGUUCCAGUGUCACCAAAGUGUCCCCAGCGUGUCCCUAAAGUGUCCCCAAGGGCCACCAGAGGGGUCUCAGUGUCACCAAAGUGUCACCAAGGGGCACCAGAGUGUCCCCAGUGUCACCAGAGGGGCUCCAAAGGGUCACCAAAGUGUCACCAGGGUGUCCCAGUGUCACCAGAGUGUCACCAAGGGACAUCAGAGGGGUCCCAGGGUCACCAGAGUGUCCCCAAAGUGUCCCCAGGGGUGGGGUCUCAGUGUCACCAAGGGGUCCCUAAAGUGUCACCAAGGGGCACCGGGGUCCCCAAAGUGUCCCUAAAAUGUCCCUGGGUCCCUCCGUGGGGACAGAGGGUGUCCCCAAAAGUGUCCCCAAAAUGUCCCCGGGUGUCCCCAAGAUGUCCCCAAAAUGUCCCCCCGGUGUCCCCCCGCACGGGGGCUGUGUGGAGCUCAAUAAACUCCCAGUUCAUCCCAGUUAA